Messenger RNA from Vitrella brassicaformis, 8318 nucleotides. The record is from the annotation of a GenBank genome assembly. Lineage: Eukaryota; Vitrellaceae.
GGGAUCCCUCUCCGCACCCAAACGCCCUCCACUGCUCACCCGCCGCACCGCCUCGUUGGAUUUUCGGAGCACAGAUCUCGGAGCACGCUUGAGAUGCCUGUGACGGAGAGUUCGUUCGAGAAUGCCACUGGUUUUGACUACCUGCCGCCCAAGCAGGGUCUGUACGACCCCGCCUUCGAGAAGGAUGCGUGCGGUGUGGGAUUCGUCGCCGACCUCAAGAAGACACCCUCUCACCAGACCGUGAGGGACGCUCUGCAUGUCCUCACACACCUGGACCACCGAGGGGCGUGCGGAUGCGAGGAGGACACCGGAGAUGGGGCAGGUGAGUCACUCGCCACAUGCACUCACAGAGAGACAUACACGCUCGACCGCAACUGAGGGCAUCGCCACUCUCUGUCUACUGUCUGUGUGUGUGAUGGCGUCGUUGUGCAGGAAUUUUGUGUGACAUGCCCCACGACUUUUUCCGCAAGGUCGGCAAGGCCGAGUUCGGCGUGGAUCUUGAGCCCUUCAAGUAUGCCGUGGGCAACGUGUUCCUCUCGCGCGACGACGAGCAGCGUGCCGAGGCCAAGCAGCUGUUCGAGGACACUACCAAGGAGCUGGCGCACAAGGGCAUCGCCUUCCUCGGCUGGCGCACGCCGCCCUGCGACAACAGCGUGCCUGGCCCCACCGCCCGUAAGUUCGAGCCCAUCAUCGAGCAGGCCUUCGUCAUCACCACGCGCGACCUGACCAAGCAGGAGUUCGAGGCGGCCCUUUUCGUCCUGCGCAAGAAGACACAGAACGAGCUGGACAUCAACCGCGGCAUCCCGUUCUACCCCUGCUCGCUCUCGUGUCGUGUCAUCGUCUACAAGGGCAUGCUCACCUCGCACCAGGUGCCCCAGUACUACCAGGACCUCAACGAUCCCGAUUUCAAGGUAGGUCAGCACGGCAUCCACUGCCCAGCCACACACCCAUGGAUGCACGUGUGCUGCCUGCCAUGUCUGUCUGUCUGUGUGAUGCAUCCAGGCGUACGUGUCGCUGGUGCACUCUCGUUUUUCGACCAACACGUUCCCGGCCUGGAGUCGCGCGCACCCCUACCGCUACGUGUGCCACAACGGCGAGAUCAACAGUGUGCGCGGCAACAUGAACUGGAUGCGUGCUCGCGAGGGCGUCAUGAGCUCCGAGGCCAUGGGCAAGGAGCUCUACGACUGCUACCCCAUCGUCGAGUACGACCAGUCCGACUCGGGCCGCUUCGACAACGUGGUGGAGCUCCUGGUGCUCGCCGGCAAGCGCACGCUGCCCCAGGCACUCACCAUGAUGGUGCCGGAGGCCUGGCAGAACCACGAGGAAGUCAUGGAGAAGGAAAAGAGGGUCAGUCACCACACGCACACACACAGGCAUCCAUGAGGCCGUUGUCAUGAUCUCUCUUGUGUGUCUUGUCUUGUGUGUUUUGUGUGCUGCGCUGCAGGACUACUACAAGUUCAUGUCGACGGUCAUGGAGCCGUGGGACGGCCCUGCGCUGGUGGCCUUCACCGACGGCGAUGUGGUGGGCGCCACACUCGACCGCAACGGACUGCGGCCGUGCCGCUUCUACGUCACCAACGACAACCGCAUCAUCGGCGGCAGCGAGACGGGCGUCCUCCCUAUCGACCCAUCCACCGUCAUCAAGAAGUGGCGACUGCAGCCUGGUCAGCAAGGACGAACACUCACUCAUGCGCCACUCACCCAGCACUUACUGUGUCGCUGCUCUCUGUGUGUGCAUGUGUGUGUGCGCAGGCAAGAUGUUUGUUGCCGACUUCAACGAGCACCGCAUCAUCGAUGACGGCGAGUUCAAGGGGAAGAUCACCAGGGCACUGCCCUACUCGGACAUGGUCGAGGAGCAGCAAAUCACCAUCGACAAGUGAGGAACCGACCACACAUCAUCACACACACAGCCACAGCCACCACGUAUGAUCAUGAAUCAUCUCCACCCUCAUCUCAUCUUCUACGUGUGUGCAGGAUCCGCGGUCACCCCAAGGUCAAGGACACGACCGAGAGCCACCCCCGCAGCGACGCCAUCGACCACCUCCGCGCUUUCGGCUUCACCUCCGAGGCGCUGGAGCUGCUCAUCCUGCCGUGCGCCGCUGACGGCGUGGAGGCGCUCGGGUCGAUGGGCAACGACGCCCCGCUGGCCUGCCUGUCGCAGAACCCCCGUUUCAUGUACGACUACUUCCACCAGCUGUUCGCUCAGGUGACCAACCCGCCCCUCGACCCCAUCCGCGAGAGCGUGGUCAUGUCGGUGUCGUGCUUCGUCGGCCCCGAGGUCAACCUGCUGUCGCCGUCCAAGCCUGACCACGCCCACCGGCUGUGGCUGCCCGACCCCACCCUCGACGAGGAGGAGAUGGACGUCCUCAAAAACGUCAACUACAACGGAUGGAAGUCCAAGGUCAGUUGAUGCACUCAGGGCGGGAUGGAUGGCAGGGAGGGAGGGAGGGAGUCAGAGACGAUGCUGCUGCAUCGGUGUGCCUCUCUCUGUGUGUGUCCGUGCAGGUGAUUGACACGACUUAUGAGAAGACCGAGGGCAUCUCUGGUCUGCAGAACCACCUGGAGCGCAUCUGCCGCGAGGCGAGUGCGGCGAUCAAGGAGGGGUACCAGAUCCUGAUCCUCUCGGACCGCAAGACGGGCCCCGAGCGAGUCCACAUGCCCGCUCUCCUCUGCUGUGGCGCGGUGCACCACCACCUUGUCAACGAGAAGGACCGCCUCAAGGUAUGUCGGCCACACACAACACACACAUGUGACCGACCGUCAUCCCCCUCACUCAUCGUGUCGUGUGUGUGGUCGGCUGCUGGCUGCCAGGUCGCUUUGUUUGUCGAGAGUGGUGACUGCUACGAGGUGCACCACUUCUGCGUGUUGGCCGGGUUUGGUGCUGACGGUUGGUGCCCCUACAUGGCGUACCAGGCCGUCUGGAAGCUGCGUGACGAGGGCAAGCUCAAGCCAGGGACGCCGUCGUCCGACUACGACCUGAUCAAGAACUACAAAAAGUCCAUUGCCAAGGGCAUCCUGAAGGUCAUGGCCAAGAUCGGCGUCUCCACCCUCCACUCGUACAAGGGCGCCCAGAUCUUCGAGGCCGUCGGACUCGCCGAGGAGGUCAUCGACACGUGCUUCAAGAACACCGCAUCACGCAUCUCCGGUGAGCGAGGCAGUGACUGCAUCGCAUCACAUAUACACCGCCCAUUGCACCGGUGUCACUGUGUGUGUGUUUGUCUGUGUAAGGGUGUGGUUUCGAGAAGCUGGCGGCGGACUACAUCCGUUUCCACGACCGCGGGUACCCGAACUACAUCCGUAAGGUGCAGAUAGCGUCUCUGCCCAACACGGGGGACUACCACUACCGCAACCCCAUCACCAACAGGGAGGCCGAGAAGCACCUGAACGACCCCGACGUCAUCGCCAACAUCCAGGACGCCGCCAGGUCCAACUCGCGAAACGCAUACCAGAAGUUCUCGGCCGUCCACAACAACAUGGUCCGCGCCUGCACUCUGAGGGGGCAGCUCGAGUUCCGCGAGCCCUGGGAGUUCGGCGGACAGGCCAUCGACAUCUCCGAGGUCGAGCCGGCCGCCAACAUCGUCAAGCGUUUCAGGACUGGUGUGUAGUGCACACACACACACAUGCACACACACAGGGAGGGAGGGAGGGAGGGAGGGAGAGAGGGAGGGAGGGAGGGAGGGGACGGAUCGAGGGAGAGAUGGUGAACUGAGCGUGCCUUUCUCCGUCUGUGUGGCGUGUCCAGGUGCGAUGAGCUACGGCUCGAUCUCUGCCGAGGCGCAUGAGACGCUGGCAGUAGCCAUGAACCGGCUGGGCGGCAAGUCCAACACGGGCGAGGGCGGCGAGGACGCAUUCAGAUGGGAGACCACAUUCGACAACGGCGACUCAAUGCGCUCGUCCAUCAAGCAGGUGGCGUCCGGCCGCUUCGGCGUGACCAUCGAGUACCUGACCAACUCUGACGAGACGCAGAUCAAGAUGGCCCAGGGCGCCAAGCCGGGAGAGGGCGGCGAGCUGCCCGGCUACAAGGUCUUCGACAACAUCGCCAAGACACGGCACUCCACCCCCGGCGUGGGCCUGAUCUCCCCCCCUCCCCACCACGACAUCUACUCCAUCGAGGACCUGGCCCAGCUUAUCUACGACCUCAAGAACGUCAACUCGGCGGGCAACGUGUCCGUCAAGCUCGUGUCGGAGGCGGGUGUGGGCGUGGUGGCGGCCGGCGUGGCCAAGGGCAAGUCGGACCACAUCCUCGUGUCGGGCUAUGAUGGCGGCACCGGUGCGUCCAGGUGGACGGGCAUCAAGCACGCAGGCCUCCCGUGGGAGCUGGGCAUCGCCGAGACCCACCAGACCCUCGUCCUCAACGGCCUCCGCGGGCGCGUGUCGCUCGAGACGGAUGGCAACAUCCGCAACGGGCGUGACGUGGUCAUGGCGGCGCUGCUGGGGGCCGAGGAGAUGGGCACGGCCACGGCACCGCUGAUCGCCAUGGGGUGCAUCAUGAUGCGCAAGUGUCACCUCAACACAUGCCCCGUCGGCAUCGCCACACAGGACGUCGAACUGCGCAAGAAGUUCGAGGGCAAGCCCGAGCACGUCGUCAACUACCUCAUGCUGGUCGCUGAGGAAGCGCGCACCAUCCUCGCCAGGCUGGGCUUCAGGACAUUCGACGAGGCCGUCGGUGAGUCAACGCCACGGACACAUAGACAGAAGGGAGAAGCAUGUGUGUGCAUAUGGCUACGUGUGAUGUGAUGUGUUGUGUUGGUCCAUGCAGGUCGUGCGGACUGCCUGCGCAUGAGUCCGGCGCUGCGUGAUUUCCUGCACAGCCAGGGCCGGUUCAUCGACCUGUCGGCCGUCAUCGAGCCCGCACACCUGAUGGAGGGCGCCGGCGAGAUCGGCCAGAUCGAGAACCACAAACUCUAUCCACAGGUGCGCGCAACACCAUUCACUCACAUGGGAUGAUGGCUGUGUGUGUGUGGGUGUGUGUUUGUGGGUGUCUGUCAGAACCACAACCUUGACGCAGUGAUGGAUCGCAGGCUGAUCGACAUGUGCGCCGCGACGUUCGCCGACCCCUCAGUGCCCACCAAGAUCGAGUUGGAUGUGACCAACGUGGACCGGUCGGUGGGCACGAUGCUGAGCAACUUCCUGUGCAAGAAGUUCGGCCCGUCGGCCCUGAAGGAAGACACGAUCCACAUCAAGCUGAAUGGCAACGCCGGCCAGUCGGUGGGCGCCUUCCUCAUGACCGGCAUCACCAUCGAGGUCGAGGGCGACGCCAACGACUACGUCGGCAAGGGCCUCUCGGGCGGACAGAUCAUGGUCUACCCUCCCAAGGCAUCCGACCCCAAGUUCACACCGGAGAACAACAUCGUCAUCGGCAACGUGAGCAGACGACACCCAUACACACAUCCGUGCUCACAACACAAGCCCUCCUAUGUGAUGUGAUGUGUCCUCUGUGUGUGGUAUCUGUGCAGGUGGCACUCUAUGGUGCGACGGGGGGUAAGGCCUUCUUCCGCGGCAUUGCAGCGGAGCGGUUCUGCGUGCGCAACUCGGGUGCGUCGGCGGUGGUUGAGGGUGUGGGCGACCACGGGUGCGAGUACAUGACUGGCGGCCGGGUGAUGAUCUUGGGGUCCACGGGCAUCAACUUCGCCGCCGGCAUGAGCGGCGGCGUCGCUUAUGUCUACGACCCCGACAAGAAGUUCCCCGUCAAGUGCAACAUGGAGAUGGUCGAACUCUUCGUAAGCCGCCGCACCAACCCACCCCCACACCCACGUGCAGGGUAUCACGCCCUCAUGCGUGUCUGAUGUCUUGUCUUCAGUCUGUGGGUCAGGAGGACAUUGACCACGAUGAGGUGCGGCAGAUGCUGUGUGAUCACCGCGAGAAGACGGGCUCGUCGGUGGCGGCCAGGAUCCUCGACAACUACGACGCCGAGGUGGCGCACUUCGUCAAAGUCUACCCUACCGACUUCCGCAAGGUCCGCGAGAAGCAGAGGGCCGCUGCCGCCACCCAGAAGGCCACCCUGUCCACACAGGUGUGUAUCCACGCACACACAACACACUCUCACACGGACACACAAGCGAGAGAACCAAUGGCGUGUGUGUCUUCGCGGUGCAGUCCACAAGUGAGGCGGUGCCGAGCCAGGCCAACACGCAGGUGGCCAAGGAUAUUGAGGAGUCCGUCAAGAAGGCCCCUGCAGCAGCGGAGCCUGACCGCCCCUAUGUGGUGGACAAGCCCAUCAAGCGCCGCGGCUUCAUCGAGUACGAGAGGAGCGUGCAGGGCUACCGCGAGAGCGCCGGGCGGCUGUCGGACUUCAAGGAGAUCUACAACAAGACGGACGAGAAGAAGCUCAAGACACAGGCAGCCCGGUGCAUGGACUGCGGCGUGCCAUUCUGCCAGUCGACCACCAGCGGAUGCCCACUUGGUCAGCGAGCAUAGCAGACACAUCCAUCACACCUCUCCCCCUCCCUCACCGUCUCGUGUCUGUGUGUGUGUGUGUGUGUCGUCCACCAGGCAACCUGAUCCCCGAGUGGAACCAGCUGAUCUACGAGGAGAAUUGGAAGGAGGCCCUGGACCGGCUGCUGGAGACCAACAACUUCCCCGAGUUCACUGGCCGCGUCUGCCCCGCCCCCUGCGAGGGCGCCUGUGUGCUGGGCAUCAUCGAGAAUCCCGUCACCAUCAAAAACAUCGAGUGCGCCACCAUCGACAAGGGAUUCGAGAUGGGCUGGAUGGUCCCCAAGCCGCCUGCCCACCGCACCGGCAAGAACAUCGCCAUCGUCGGCUCGGGGCCGGCGGGCAUGGCGGCUGCCGACCAGCUCAACAAGAUGGGCCACUCGGUGACGGUCUUCGAGCGUGCCGACCGGCCGGGCGGUCUGAUGAUGUAUGGCGUGCCCAACAUGAAGGCCGACAAGAUCGAUGUGGUGAUGCGGCGGGUGGAGCUGAUGGAGAAGGAGGGCGUGCGAUACAUCUGCGGGCCGGCCGGCAACAUCGGCGGCAGCCCAUGGCUGGCGGGCGACGCGUCCAUGGUCGCACCCACGCCCAAGCAGCUGCUCGACGAAUAUGACGCGCUCGUGCUGGCCACCGGCUCCACCACUGCACGCGACCUCAGGAUCCCCGGCCGCGAUCUCAAGGUGAGAUGAGAUCGAGGUGGCACAUCACAUGCAUCAAACCAACACACGCAUACUUAGCAAUAUGUCUGGUCUCUCUCUGUGUGUGUGUCCUGACUGACAGGGUGUGCACUUUGCGAUGGAGUUCCUGCACCAGAACACCAAGGCGUUGGUGGACCAGGGCGAGGUGGGUCCCGAGUGGGAGAAGAAGUCCAGGGACGGCACGCACAUCAACGCCAAGGGCAAGAGGGUCAUCGUCAUCGGCGGAGGAGACACCGGCAACGACUGCAUCGGCACCUCCAUGAGACACGGGGCCACCUCCGUCGUCAACUUUGAGCUCAUGCCACGACAGCCCCCUGCACGCGCACCCACCAACCCCUGGCCACAGUGGCCAUCCGUCUUCCGCGUAGGCACACACACAACUGACACCAUCCAUCCAUCUAUCCAUCCCUGCUUUGCGUGUCUGUCGGUGUGUGUGUCAGGUUGACUACGGUCACGAGGAGGUGGCGACCAAGUUCGGCAAGGACCCCCGCGAGUUCCUGAUCAACACCAAGGAGUUCGUGGGCGACGACGAUGGCAACCUCAUCGGCCUCCGCACCGUGCGCGUCGAGUGGAAGCGCGACGAGGAGACCGGCAGGUGGCAGAUGUCUGAAGUCCCAAACAGCGAAGAGGUAACUAACCGUCACACUUACCACACCACAACACGCCCACAACUGGUACACACAACGCACUCUCAUUCCCUUCUGUGUGCCAUCCAUCCAUCCAUCCAUCAGUACUUCGAGGCGGAUCUGGUGUUCCUGUCUCUCGGUUUCCUGGGUCCCGAGAAGUUCGUGGCCGAAGCGCUGAAUCUGGAGUUCGACCCGCGCGGCAACUACAAGGCGCCGUACGGCGACGUGCCGGGUGCCUUCCGCACCAACGUCGAGAAGGUGUACGUGGCGGGUGACUGCCGGAGGGGCCAGUCGCUUGUGGUGUGGGCCAUCACCGAGGGCCGACAGGCGGCGACCAACGUCAACGAGUACCUCAUCUCGCAGGACGAGUCGAUCAGGAGCACUGUCGAGGCCAACACCACACCCAAGGCGCGUGGCGGGUGAGCUGAGGGAUCGAGAUGUUGGUUGGGCCUGUGUAGAGAGAGGGCGUGUGUCUGUCGUGUGGUGUGGUGUGUGGUGCUCUUGGUGCCGGCCAUGCCAUCCCGAUGGGAGUGGGCGUUGGCACGGUGUGGAUGGAUGGAUGGAG